Molecule: messenger RNA, 629 nt
Organism: Struthio camelus australis
Lineage: Eukaryota; Metazoa; Chordata; Aves; Struthioniformes; Struthionidae
Source: RefSeq, a predicted model, not a curated record
CACCACGGCUCCUGCCCCGAGCUGCAGCUCCACCGCCUCCGCGUGCCCGACUUCAGCCCCCCGACGCACGAGCAGAUCCAGAGCUUCCUGCGCCUGGUGGAGGAGGCCAACGGCAAGGGGGAGGCUGUGGCGGUGCACUGCUUGCUGGGGAACGGCCGCACAGGCACCAUGCUGGCCUGCUACCUUGUGAAGGCCCAGAAGAUGAGCGGUAUCGACGCCAUCCAAGAGAUCCGGAGGCUCCGGCCCGGCGCUAUCGAGACGCACGAGCAGGAGAAAGCUGUGAUCCAGUUCUACCAGCGCAUUAAGUAGGUGCAGUCCCAUCUCCGCAUCUCCCACUGCCGUGCCAUGCCGGGGCCACGACCAGCGGGGUGUUCCACACUGGAUGCAGCGAGCCGGAGGGACGUUGGUGGUUGGAUCUGCCUGCCGUGGGACUGGCAAGGGUGGAGAGGAGGCAUGACGGUCACCAUUGCCCCUGAGGCAGCAUGUGCUGGACAGAGAUGGGCAGAGAUGGGUGGAGAUGGUCAUUCUAUCAGGCCCGAAAAUGGAGGGGGAGCCUUUUCCAGCUUGGAGGGGCUGCUCUCUGUCCUGUCUAUCAUUAAAGGACUCUCCUGUGCCUAGGCCUGUGCUUG